AUGCUCCUUAAGCCAAAGUAUGGCCGCUUUCGCAACGAGUCUGUGACCUCCUCCGACGACCUGAUGCAGAGCUUAGCCAUGAGUGGCAAAGUUGUGGCCACACCGGUAGUCCCUUCCUCCACCCCAAGCCUUCCUCUGCCUCCUCUGGAUCCCAGUACCAGGACCUCCUCCUCUGCUGGGGCUACAGCCCUGGCUGACUCCCCUUGCCUGGAUGGGGAACAGGAUGCCACCACAACCUUCUGCAUGCUCAUCCCUAAGAUGCCCCAGUGGAAGUUCUCCAACUCGCUGCUCAGCCGGAGCCCGUCCAACUCCAGCUCCAGCUCCAGCUCUAGCAAAGACUCUGGCAAGGCAGCAGCAGCGUCUUCCCAGGCCUCUGUCUCCCCGUCUUCAACAUCACACAGGCCCAGUGGUGUGACCUCAGUCAGUGGCCCAGUGGCCAGUCUUGCAGCAGUGCUCAACUCCUGUGACCCUGUGUGUGUCACCCCCUGUUCCCUACAGGCCAUUCGGGGGCAGAGAGCAGUAGCAGCAGCAAACUCUGCCAGUCCAGGGGGGCACGGAUUUGGGGCCACAGAGGUCAUGGCGAGCCCUGGUGGUUCCAGCAGCUCCAGGUCAGGAAUGAACCGCAGGACAAGAGUGGAGGGCAUGUGGCUGGGAGGAGAAGACUUCAACCAGAAGGGCAGCUUCAUCCACAAACCCUCCCAGGGCUGGCUGCACCCUGACAAGAAGAUUGCAGGACCAGGUGCCUCUUAUAUUGUCAGGUAUAUGGGCUGCAUUGAAGUGUUGAAGUCAAUGCGCUCCCUGGACUUCAACACGCGAACUCAGGUGACGAGGGAAGCCAUCAACAGGCUCUGUGAAGCUGUGCCAGGAGGAAAGGGGCCUUGGAGGAAGAAGGCCGUGAACAAAGCUCUCCAGUCCAUUAUGGGGAAGAGUAACCUGCGAUUUGCAGGCAUGAGUAUCGCUGUCAAUAUUUCCAUAGACGGACUUGGUCUGCUCAUCCCUACCACACGACAGGUGAUAGCGCAUCAUCCCAUGCAAUCCAUCUCAUUUGCCUCUGGGGGAGACACAGACACGCCUGAUUAUGUAGCGUAUGUGGCCAAAGACCCGGUGAAUCAGAGAGCUUGUCAUAUCCUGGAGUGCUCAGAUGGUUUAGCCCAGAGUGUCAUCAGCACCAUCGGCCAGGCCUUCGAGCUGCAGUUCAAACAGUAUCUACACAGUCCUCCCAAAACUAUGGCAUCAGUGGAGAGGUCUGUCAGGCCGGAGGAGCCAUUGUGGGGGGAGGAUGAGGACUUCUCUGAGCAUGAUUACUACAACAGCAUCCCAGGGAAGGAGCCACCUGUUGGGGGUGUAGUGGAUUCCAGGCUCAGGCCCAGUGGAGCCCUCCUGGGUCACAUCCACACCCAGCCACAGAGCAAGACAGCAGCACAGAUGAGCUCACCAGCUAGAAGGGAGCAAGCAUCUUAUCCCCCUGGUCAACUGUGUUAUGAGCUUCACUGGGACACUGAGACCUGCAGCAGCUCAGGUCUGACGUCAGAUGGUUACCUGUGUGCUGACGGCCAACCAUCUAGCAGCAGAGACUAUGAAGAGCAUCAGUAUGUUAACACCCAGAGUCUGGAACACCUGGAUUCACUGGCACAGGGGCCCUGUGGACACAGAGGGGGCAGGGCACCCGACAGUCCCAAGAAAGAUCUCUUCGACAUGAGGCCCUUUGAAGAUGCCCUGAAGCUCCACGAGGCCAGUGGUGGAGCUGUUGGGUCCAGCAUAUCCGUCACAGCUGGAGGUGCUGCUGGGGGGGGGGGCGUUCGGAUCCUGGAGGACCAGUGGCCCAGCCCUCCACGCCGUCGAGCCCCUGUGGCCCCAAACGAGGAUCAGCUCCGCAGGGAGACCUGGUACCACAGCCGAAUGAGCCGACGAGACGCAGAGAAACUCCUGGUCCGAGACGGAGAUUUCCUCGUCCGGGAGAGCACAACCAACCCGGGACAGUAUGUGCUAACAGGCAUGCACUGUGGCCUGCCAAAACACCUACUGCUGGUGGAUCCUGAGGGAGUGGUCCGAACCAAAGACAUGUUAUUUGAGAGUAUAAGCCACCUUAUCUCAUAUCAUCUGAAGAACGAGCUGCCUAUUGUUGCAGCAGAGAGUGAGCUCCACCUUAAACAGGUGGUCAGGAGGAAACAGUGAGCCACCUGCCUCUGCAUGGGAUGAGCAGAAUUUUUCCGUGCCCAUGCAGCUACAGAAAAAAAAAAACUGUAAAAAACUGUAUCUGGAAAUCAAUUAUCCGUGAUGGAUAUUUAUCUGGAACAAAGGAUAUGACUCACACUUUCUUUCCACGAGCAACUCUACCAAGGAGAGUAAGGCAUCUGACAUCUGCUUGUACUUUCUCCGCCUGUUGUCCUACCAGGAUCAACCCAAACUAUCCCUCAUCUGUCAUAAACUCCUCAGCAUGCAGCUAUGAAGCUAACAAUUCCACCAGAAUCCACAGUUUGACUUAACCCGGAGCUGGUUAAUGUCAACCACUGUGACUGUUCGGAGAGGACCCACCUUCAGGAAAUCACAUAAGGAUUUGUUGCACAGCGAAGAAAUGUCCUACAAUGCCUGUAAUAGUGAUGUGCUUCCACAGAACAAUACUGUCAUGUUAAGAUCCAAUCACCAGAACAAAACUGUCAAUUGUUACUUGGUGCAGAUAUGAAAAAACAACAACAACAACAAAAAAAAAACACACAAAAGACAUCAGGUUCCAUAUUCAGUAGUUCAUUUCAGUAUAAAUGGAAGAAAUGAAAAUACUGCAAUUACAAAAGACAGUUGAUGGAAUAUCUGUUUCAUUGGACUGUAAAGAGUGGUUGUUGUUACAUGUUCACAGGGCUGCAGUACCUGACUCUGAGAUGGCACAAUGGAAACACACUGAACAUGAUUCAGUGCUGGAUUUAUAAAAAAGCCACGCAUUCUACUGUCUUUUUUGCUUUCUCCAUAAUAAUCGAAGCACCAAAUCUCACUUUUUAAAUCAUGCAGUCGUACUAUAUCUUCAUGUAGACAGCCAAGUGAACAUAAAACACACUGUCUUGAAAGCGGUUUUAACGCAUUUACCGUGAGUAUCAGUCGUUUGUGUUGUGUUUGUAAGGGCUGUUCAUAAUUUGUUAAAGACAUACUGUAUGUGUUGUAUAGUCCUGUGGAAACCAUUGGUCAGACUGUACUCUGAGCUCAAAUGAAUACUACAUCCACACACACACACACACACACACACACACUAUAUCCAUGCCUGUUACUUCCCCAGCCCCUCCAACUUCAGUGCCUUAAUAACUACAGAGACAGGCAUUUGUGUCAGAGUGUAUAUAAUGUGCAUUUAUGCUCCUAAUGCAAAAGACUAGUUUUCUUGCCAUGCCAAUGAAUGACUGAACAAACUUCAGGAUGAUUAAGCUCUUAUACUUGUGAACAGUAAUCUAAGCUGCUCUUGUUUUGGGGUGAAUAUUCGUUUAAUACUGUCUUAUUGUGGUCAUGAUUGUCAUUGUCUUUAUGUGUAUCCCUUAGAACGUUCUCCUAGAUUCAUCUUUUUGUUUUCUUUGAAGCAAGCCAUAGAUGCUCUGCAGUGAUAUUAAAGACAGGGGAUUUGGACUUGAAAUGAAAUCCUUUAUUUGUCCCGGCUCAGGGAAAUACAUCAGUUUAUUGAUUGUCCUUAUCCCAACGCCUGUGUCUGUACAUCUCAAUGACUUGCUUGUCUUUUUUCUGUUCUUUGGCUACACUGACAUUUCCUACCCUAUUUUUGCCAAUCUGAUACUUUUAAAUCUUACUAGAGGUAGGUCAUAUUCUUUUUUGCAUUUCUCUCUGUGUCAUCUUCAACAUAUCUUUAAUCAGGCCCUCUGCUGUUCUUAGCCACAGCCUCAUGAAUGCACAGAGAUGAGAUGAGCUACAAGGCUUUUGGUGAGGUCCAAAUGAUUACUGUCAUUUUUUCAGAUCUCCCCUUUUGCGUUCUCAGGAAUUUCUUGGAUUUUUUCUUCUUUGA
Molecule: messenger RNA, 3991 nt
Organism: Seriola dumerili (greater amberjack)
Lineage: Eukaryota; Metazoa; Chordata; Actinopteri; Carangiformes; Carangidae
Gene: shc2
Product: SHC-transforming protein 2-like
Exons: 13
Coding region: 1-2175 (724 amino acids)
Biological process (GO): cell surface receptor protein tyrosine kinase signaling pathway; intracellular signal transduction
Cellular component (GO): plasma membrane
Molecular function (GO): receptor tyrosine kinase binding
Source: RefSeq, a predicted model, not a curated record